GUAACUUGACAAUUUGAAAGAAAAAAUUCCCGGUAUUUUUGUAAUCGUAACGUUGGCAAACCUGCAUAUUACUGCCGAAGAGAAGUAAUAUUAUUACUCCUCAUGAGAUAUAAUAAUGUGUAUCCCAACCUUUAAAAGUGCUGCUGGAGAGAGGAUUAUCUGAAUUUGAGGAUUGGAAAAGAAGUUCAGUCAUAGAACGAAAAUGGAGAGAAACGGGAUCGUUAGACAGAAAAGUGGAUUCCCGACGUCUGCGAGCCUCAACAAAGCAAAUAAAUGACCAGGCACCUGUAGUGUAUUACUGUUCAUUUGACAGAUCAUAUAACCUCACAAUCAUAGACUCACAAUUUUGUAACAAAAUAAAGCUUGUAUUUCCACUAAAUAUGUCGCGAAACAGCAUAAAAAUUUUGCCGAGUGCUUUAGUUUGCGAAGAAUCAAAAUUACGAGGUGACAUUACCAUAGGUGCUGGUACAAUUAUCCACCCAAGUGCUACAAUUUUGGCUGAGGCUGGCCCCAUAAUUAUUGGUGACUCUUGUCUAAUAGAAGAGCAAGCGAGAAUUAUUCAUCGGUUACCAUUUGAGCAACAAGGUACAGAAAACACCCCCGUGUUAAUAAUAGGCUCUCACAAUGUGUUUGAAGUCGAUUGUCACGUAGAGUCCCCAAAAAUAGGAAGUUGCAAUGUGUUUGAAUCCAAAUGUUAUGUGGGCAAUAAAGUUACUGUUACCAAUGGUUGUACAGUUGGUGCUGGUUGUAAAAUAACACAAGAACAAAUUUUGAAUGAAAAUAUUAUUAUUGUUGGGGAGAAAUGUCAUAUGAGGGAAGGCCUGGAUAGACCUGGAUUGCAGACUCUGCAAAUGGAAACGCUUUCAAAAGUGUUGCCCAAUUAUCAUCAUAUUAGAAAGCCAAAUAAGAAGAAUUAAUUUAUUCUUUGUAUGUGUUAGAUAAUUUUUUGUACUAUCAUCAAUUUAUUAUCGUUAAUUUUGUUACUUCUGCACUUAAUUGGGAUAAUUUUUCAUUUUUGUAAUACUGUUUGAGAUUAUGAUUUCUGAAUAUCGUAAUACAAGUUUUUAAUAAACAGAUUCUUGUAUUGCUGUUGUACAAUAGGAGAAAAUCGAUAAAUAGGAGUCAAAGGAAUGGGGAAAAUAUUUUAUAAAUGCAUAUUUACAAUAAACGUCCUGAUUUUUC
Tribolium madens (black flour beetle) is the source of this 1182-nucleotide messenger RNA. It is a transcript of the gene DCTN6-p27, whose product is annotated as dynactin subunit 6. Gene Ontology annotation, molecular function: dynein complex binding. NCBI's taxonomy places the organism in Eukaryota, Metazoa, Arthropoda, Insecta, Coleoptera, Tenebrionidae. Gene Ontology annotation, cellular component: dynactin complex. Gene Ontology annotation, biological process: mitotic spindle organization. The transcript is spliced from 6 exons. Bases 381 to 917 code for a protein of 178 amino acids. The record is from RefSeq and is a predicted model, not a curated record.